GACUGACGUACUUAGCGGCCAAUAGGAAUGGAAAGAAGAUAACAGAGGCUUGCGGCAUGUGACAGGUGAUAAGACUCUACCAAAGCGGCUGGGAGGAGCUCAAGGCUGGCACGGCGGAGAGAGGCUGGCACAGAAGAGCGGUAGGCUGGGCACGGAGGCCGACAUUACAAGAUACAACUCUCUGUACCACAAGCACUCAGAGCAAAAUAAUACAGUGAAUAUAAAGCGAUCGUUUCUCAGUUGUGAGAAUUACCAAACCGGGUUUAGGGACUAUACAAGGCCUCUUCUGUUUGGUCAGUCUACAUCAUCCGCAAUCUACGUAACGUUUCUGAGCACACUAUACAAAUCUUAUACUUUUCUACUGAAUUUUCUGGUAUACCGGCCAUAUAGGAGUGCCGAAUCUCACCGGAAUUCUACGUUUGCAACUUUUAUUUUCUCACAAUGCGUGCCUUCAUACAAUUCACAAAAAGACACCCCUGGGUGACCAAUGUGACAAUUUACGGCUCUCUCUUUGCGUCAGCCGAUGCUGUCCAACAGAAACUCACUAAGGGACCCAAUGAAAAAAUAGAUUUUAAACAAACUGCUAAGGUUGCAAUUGUGGGAUUUUGCUUCCAUGCCAAUUUUAACUUUUUUUGGCUGAGAUUUAUCGAAAGAACAUUUCCAGGAUCCACAGUUAAGAACGUCAUAAGGAAGGUAGCCUGUGAUCAGCUGCUGGCAGCUCCGGUUACAAUCAGUGCUUUCUAUACAGGUUUAAGUCUUCUGGAUGGAGAGGAGGAUAUCUUUAAAAACCUAAAAGAGAAAUUUUGGCCAACGUACAAGACGGGAGUAUUUUGCUGGACCAUCUUUCAGACCAUAAAUUUCAGCCUGAUACCACCAAUUGUCAGAACAGCCUACAUUGGAGUUUGUGCAUUUAUGUGGACCACAUUUCUCUGUUAUAUCCGAAACAGAGACAUUGACCAGGUGACAACCCAUAUCCUGCAAUACAUCCCUCUCACGAGCAGUAAAACAACGGCACAGACAGAAAAGGAAGAUGGAAGCAAAUCUCCCAAAUAAGGAAGAAAAAAAAAAAACUUUUUUUUUUUAUUUUGAAAAAACUUGAGGUGCAUUUUGGGAACAAUAUGUGUGCUAUGUUCUGUUUACAAUGAAAAUGUAAACAUUCACUGAAUGUAUGGUUUUUGGGGGAAAAAAAUAAGUUUUCAGUAUUUACAUUUUUUAACUAUUUGGAUUACUUUUUUAAGGUUCAUGUCAGUUAAAAUGUUAAGCUGAACUCCGGGAUAAGUAAUUAUUAUCUAAUUACAAUAGUCCUGUGUAUCCUUACUUGAAACUUGGUGUACUUUGUGCAUUUCAGAUCUGUGCAGUAAUCCUGUGCAAAACGUUGCCUCUGUAAUUAAGACCGGUCACUGCUGCUCUCUCUACUUGUGCAGGGUGACAGGUCUGGUCUCCGCCCCUUCUGUGGUGGGAGGAGCUGCUAGGCCCCUCCCACAGCUCUGCUCAGGCUAUGUACAGUCAUUAACUUUUACAAGGUAAGAUCUAUAUUUCAAAAGGCAUUUAAAUGGUGCACACAAAAAAUAAAAUAAUCAUUUGUGGCUAUUAGGAAAUAUAUUUAAACCUUUUCAGGGCCAGAGUUCCGCUUUAAGCCCAGUUCCAGCCAAAGUUAAAGGUUGGAAACCUCUCUAAGGCUCGAUUCACACCUAUGCAUGUUGCUUUUUAGCGUUUUUGCGGUGCUUG
Rana temporaria (common frog) is the source of this 1728-nucleotide messenger RNA. RefSeq names its product MPV17 mitochondrial inner membrane protein like (gene MPV17L). Gene Ontology annotation, cellular component: membrane; cytoplasm. The transcript has 5 exons. Lineage: Eukaryota; Metazoa; Chordata; Amphibia; Anura; Ranidae. Bases 442 to 1053 code for a protein of 203 amino acids. The record is from RefSeq and is a predicted model, not a curated record.